Messenger RNA from Colletotrichum abscissum, 624 nucleotides. RefSeq lists its product as uncharacterized. Lineage: Eukaryota; Fungi; Ascomycota; Sordariomycetes; Glomerellales; Glomerellaceae. The transcript has 3 exons. The record is from RefSeq and is a predicted model, not a curated record. The coding region runs from base 1 to 624 and encodes 207 amino acids.
AUGCCUUCAUAUGAGAAGGUCGCGCAGCCCGAGGCGUACCCGUUGAAGAGGACUGCUCAUUGUCCGAAUAAUGAUCUUCCAGUCCUCAUAUAUCGUGAUGUUCUCCAGCCACUUAACGAGGAGAGCGCAUCAGAAAGACUUCAACGUCACGGCUGGGAGAAGAAGGGAACUUGGGGGACUAUCAGUCUGAAGCACUUUCACCCAAACACUCACGAGUGUUACGGCGUCUUUCAAGGCAGCUCCGAGCUAGUCUUUGGCGAAGGGGUCUCGGAUGACGUCGGCAGCGGAGUACGAUGUAUAGUGCGAGCCGGCGAUGUCGUCGUCGUCCCAGCAGGCGUAGGGCAUGCCUCUGUCUCAAAGGCGGAGGGAGCAGCGGAUCCUGUUGAGGGAGAGCCUGAGUAUCGAUAUGUUGGAGUAUAUCCCAAAGGUUCACCUCAUUAUAAAUACGAAAUCGGCAAGAAGAAGUUGGAGGAGAAGAGCGGGCUGUUAGAAGAGGUUUCCGCUGUUCCCGUACCGCCCAAUGAUCCCUUAUACGGGAUUGAGGGGCCGUUGGUGAGGAUUUGGAAUAACUCAAGAGGAAUAUUCGCGUCUGUUGGGGAGGCACUCAAAGAGAAUAACUUAUGA